AUGGAUGUUGAAGCUGGGUUUCCAUUUGAGACAAUCUCUGGGGAUCCAAGAGGAACUCUCCUUCCCAAAUGGUCAUGCAAUCUUGCACCAUGACUAUCCCAAGGAUGGCACAACACAUUUAGAUUGCAAAAGCAUAAAUUGCCCAGCCGGAGAGGGUGUUUCCUUGCUUUUUUUCUCUCCCUUUUGUGGAUCAUGUGGGUGAACGGUGACUCUUUCUGAGCAAUUAGGGCUUUGAAGCUACCAUAUAAAUAGUCCUCCACCUCCUAGGAUUCCUCACACUGCUUCACAGGUUGCCCUCUUGAAUCUCGGUCGUGCUUUGAGGCUUUGAGGCUUCUGUAGAACCUCCAAAGAUGGAAUAUCAACAGACCAAACAACCUUGCCUGCCUCCUCCUCAGAAGUGCUGCCCGCCUCCACAACAGCCCUGCUCCCCUCAGGAGAAGUGUUGCCCUCCUCCACAACAGGUCUGUCCCCCUCAGGAGAAGUGCUGCCCCCCUCCGCAGCAGCCCUGCUCCCCUCAAGAGAAGUGCUGUCCCCCUCCUCAGCAGGUCUGCUCUCCCCAAGAGAAGUGCUGUCCACCUCCACAGAAGGUCUUCCCUCCUCAAGAGAAGUGCUGCCCCCCUCCACAGCAGGUCUGCCCUCCUCAAGAGAAGUGCUGCCCCCCUCCACAGCAGGUCUGCCCUCCUCAAGAGAAGUGCUGCCCCCCUCCGCAACAGGUCUGCCCUCCUCAAGAAAAGUGCUGCCCGCCUCCUCAGCAAGAGUGCUGCCAAAAGAAAAUGUUCCCUCCAAAGUAAACCCAGGAUCACAAAUGUAGUGAAGAAUGAAGAGAGCACCUGCCGGAUGAAGGACUGACAAGAUGUAAUUUAGAAAAAAAGACACAGAGCACAUCCCAAGCAUUGGCUCAGUUUGCUUCCCUUUUGAUGUAGACAUCUUUAGAGUAAUGUCAUGCUCCCUCUGCAUGUAGCAUAUUUUGCAUUGGUGUAAAGAAAACCCUGGAAAUGAAGACAGGCAGUGGCUCAUAACAUGACGAUUCAUUUCAUCCCAUCAACAGCAGUGGACACUGGGCUGAUUCCUUGCAACCUGUCACCUCAAGGCUUAAUUCUGUGCAUCCAUUGUUAGCAAUGAAACCAAUUCAUGGUUGAAGAACCUCGGGUGAUAUGUGAAGUCCCAUUUUUGUCAAUGAGACCAAUGCCUGGUUGGGGAACCUUGUGUGAUAUGUGAAGUCCCAUUAUUGGCAAUGAAACCAAUGCCUGGUUGGGGAACCUUGGGUGAUAUGUGAAGUCCCAUUAUUGGCAAUGAAACCAAUGCCUGGUUGGGGAACCUUCCGUGAUAUGUGAAGUCCCAUUAUUGGCAAUGAAACCAAUGCCUGGUUGGGGAACCUCGGGUGAUCUGUGAAGUCCCAUCCGGAAUGCUUUGCAGGAGUGCUCUUCUUUGCAGUCUGCUUCUCCAUCUUGUAUUUUGAGAUGAAUCCAACAAUGCAGCCUUUGUUUGUGCUGCGGUCGCUCUUGUGAUAUUUUCCCUGCUGUGUCAAUGCACUGCUCUGAGCAUCACUUCUCUGCCUUAUUAAAAUGUGUAAUCAUA
Molecule: messenger RNA, 1578 nt
Organism: Sphaerodactylus townsendi
Lineage: Eukaryota; Metazoa; Chordata; Lepidosauria; Squamata; Sphaerodactylidae
Gene: SPRR5
Product: small proline rich protein 5
Exons: 2
Coding region: 351-791 (146 amino acids)
Source: RefSeq, a predicted model, not a curated record